AUGGCUUCUCCCACUUCAUCCCCUCAUUCUCCAGGUCCUCAGACUACGUGUACCAUUUCUGAAUCCCCCGAGGCUACUGCUGGUUCAGAGCGAUCUAUUUCUACUUCUAACACAGUCCCAUCCUCUGUCCGGAACUCGAAUUUACUACCGAACACAUCUUCGGCAGAAAAACGACUUUCCACUUCCUCAAAUUCCUCAAGGAACCCCCCAACACCUAACCAACCACCUCCUGCUUCCCCCAGUCCUUCGUUCACCUUUACUGCCUCUCCAUCUGCUUCCCCGCAGCCAGGUAAGCAUCGUAUUCCGUCGUUCCCUCCUCCACAGGCGACCAGAAUCUCCAUUAUGUCGACCCUGUCUUCCAAUCGCGAUUCGUUCAACCCCCAAUUCGUUUCGUCUCUGUCCUAUACUUCCGUCCGAGAUUUCGCCUAUCCUUCACUACAUCCUUUACAUUACGGCCCCUCCAUCGCUUCAGGGCUUUCUACCCCUGCUGGCUCACAGCGCGGCUCCGAGUAUUUUGAGAAUACUCCUGGCGGUGGUAGCUCCUGGUUUACCGGCGGCGGCAGCGGGUACCGUCGACUUUCAGAUCCCGCCCAUCCUUCUUUCGACCUCACUUCUGCCAGCGCCUCUGGAGGAUGGGAGUCAUCAGCAGCUCGACAAAGAUCCACGAACCAGCCACCGCCCCUUAACUUUUCCGAUGGUCCGCCGUGGAGUGAGGAUGAGGAUCUACAGAGCCCUGUUGUUUUGCCGAAACACAGAAAGCAUAAGUCUUCUGCUGCGCACAUGCAGAGUAAUCAUUUAAGAGGGCAGAGUAAGAAUGCAGUGGCGCCCAAUACGUCGCAACACUUUCCUGCGGGAGGACAGGGUGACGAAUGGGAAGGGGAUCGAAGAUCUGCGAUCGAAAACGGUAUCUCUCCUGGGGGAGAUUACUACACAACCCGCGCUGGACGCCGCACGGAUCUCGCCGGCGGAGAACCUGGUGAUGAGAUGUACAACCAUGAGGGAGAAGGUGAGGAGGAAUAUGACCCGGACGACCCCGAAUACAAUUCUCACCAAUAUCACUAUUCUGAUGAGGAUGGGCAUGAAUAUGAUGACGAAGAGGAAGGCGAAGAUCUCUAUGACGACGAAGAUAGCAGGUUCAGCAGAGAUUAUCAAUUUCAAAUAACGAGUCCGGAUGAGGAGAUGAGCGGGAAGGCUGUCGCAUUGUUUGAUUUUACGAGUGAGAAUGAGAAUGAGCUUCCUUUGGUAGAAGGACAGAUCGUAUGGGUUAGCUAUAGGCAUGGACAGGGGUGGUUGGUUGCGCAGGAUCCCAGGACUGGAGAUACGGGUCUAAUUCCUGAAGAAUAUGUUCGUCUUUUUCGCGAUGCCCAGACUUCAUACGAUCGCAUGGAUCCAGCUACCAUGACCCCAUCUUCCUCCGCAGAAUCGGGGCCUUUGGAGGGCGAGCUCACGUUAGACACAACAGGCACCAGUACAAAUGGACAAACUGCGCCUAUAAUCACCACUUUCUCAACAUCCUCCCAAGACGUCUAUCCCUAUCAAUUCCACUACGCCACAGACCACUUACCAGAGAAUCCCCAUCAUCCACGUUCCAGAAACUCGCCAGAUUUCACGGGCGACAUGACCCCAACAAUCACCAGUAAUAAAGAGAGGAUUGCUCAGUUGCAGCGAGAGCAAGAGCGGGCAGUAGCAGAGGAAUCGUCCACACCUAGACUUAGGGGUGGGCGGUACGAUGAAACAGGGGUAGAAAGUUCAUCUCAACAGCGGCCGCAGGAAAACGGAGAUAUAGGCCAAAAUGGCGUUGCGAUCAUACCCAGGCUAAAUGGAGGGGGAAGCGAUGUUUACUAUGACGCACCUGAGCGACAGGGCGAUGGUUUUCGAGGAAAGGCGAACGAAAACAAUCUGCAGUCACCCCCAUCAUUCGCUACCGGUUUGCUUCGAUUUUGGCUUUUCCCGCUUUUGUUUUUUUCUUUCGUGGUUUUCCUCCUCUGCAUGCAUAUAGGAGAAUCCGGCGGGGUGGUUGGGGGUUUGCGGGGCCUCCUUUCAUUUCCUCCCAAUCGUGCUAUGGGUCGGUCUGGAUGA
Molecule: messenger RNA, 2079 nt
Organism: Morchella importuna
Lineage: Eukaryota; Fungi; Ascomycota; Pezizomycetes; Pezizales; Morchellaceae
Exons: 3
Coding region: 1-2079 (692 amino acids)
Molecular function (GO): protein binding
Source: RefSeq, a predicted model, not a curated record